Schistosoma margrebowiei is the source of this 6066-nucleotide messenger RNA. Lineage: Eukaryota; Metazoa; Platyhelminthes; Trematoda; Strigeidida; Schistosomatidae. The record is from the annotation of a GenBank genome assembly.
CCCGACCGUUGUUGCUACCUUGACGUGGUGGUCGGGCUUGCCUAUCGUGAUGAAGCAACCGAGCUAUACUGGCUGGAACAACCGUUCCUCAAGGUCCUACCAUGUCAGACAGGUCGGUUGAAGAGCGGUAAGACUAAAAGCAACAAACCUAAGGUCCGAAGGCGAAGUCGUACUGCUGACUGUACAGAGGUGUGACAGCAGUAAGGUGUUUCCUUCAGACAACCAGCAUGACAGCGAUGCUGCCUUCCCUUAAGGAGGGGUGGGGUUAGAAAAGGUCGACCCUAAAAAUGCACACCUCACCUUACCUCACGGAUUUCCGUCUCCGGCGGUAAGGCUCUUUGAAGAACGGAGCUAACACGUCAAAAACCUUCCACGAAAAGGCCGUGCGCGACCGGCCUCAAGCAGUUGUCCCUUGGGCACUGCGGUCACGCUCUCAGGUCGCUGAGACCGCCCCUAAUCCAAUUUCCUUUUCAGGUACCUCCAGAAGAACCGUUCCACGGUGUGGGCAACCGGGAAUUGAUAACCGCCCUCAUACCUCUAACAGCACCCAAGACCACUGUAUUCUUGUAAUCCUACUCUCCAACAACAGAAGGGGUUAGAAUGGGUUCCUUUGGGACUGUGUUCCAUUCUCUCAUUUCUGGAAAUUGGCUUACAGAUAUUCUUCAGUAGCCUUCCAUUCAAAUCCAGCGUAGCUGAAAAAUCGACACAAACCCACUAGCUCUUAGCAUAGUUGAAAAGACCAUAUCUAACGUGAAGUGUUACAGAUCAGCUGGAUAGUUUCAUAGGUCUCUAAUGAUAGUGACUGAGUUUUAUACGUUACACUUACUGAGGUAUUAACAUGUAUCCGAAAGUUAAAUAUAAUUUCAUGUUACUGGUCUCGACCUCUUCUCGUUUAACUGUAUGAGAAAACUAUUUCCACGUGGAACAGCAAUAGAGGAAUCGAAUUAACUAGUACAGUGUCUAAAAUACUGUCCACUCUAAUCAUUUGACGCCUAAAUGUAGCUCGAAAACAAAAAUCAGGAAGACGAAUCGGGUUUCAAACCUGAACGUGAACUUAUUGAUCAAAUAUUUACUCUUUGAUAAGUUAUGGAAGACAAAUAUACGGACUGUAGUGGUGCUUCUCCACCUUAUAGAUCGGGAAGUUUUGUAGUAUUUGUCAUGAGAAGAUAUAUGGAAAUAGUGCAUAAACUUUGUAAUGGCUCUCUACUUGAAUCCAUUUGAAAAACUGUCGUCAGAGUAGGUGACAUCAAGGAUUUCUCACUCUCUAUUUUUAUUUAGCUUCAACAAAAACAUUCUUUUAGGAUUAACAUCUUCAUUUUAUUUGAAGAUUGAUCUCUAUACCACGAAAACUCAUUUGAUAACCUGAACCAAGAGCAGAUUGUUCUGAUCACUUUGCACAACAGCGAAAGCAUGUUCGGUAUAUGUUUUCCAUCCUCCAAGUGUAAACGUUACUGCAGGAGAGAUUUUCAUUUGAUUAUUCAAAGACCCUGUAUUACCACACAGUAUUCCACUUUGUAGUACAUACUCUAUGGCUAUAAAACAUGAUCUAGACAAAUGUAAGGCAUGUUUAAGCUGUGGGAUUUUGAACAUUAGUAUUAAUCAUUUCUAAAUCUUAUUUCCUUAAUGUUCAAUCUUGACUGAUAUUUUCACUAUGUUAACUAUUUCCGCAAUUUAUUAUUAAUAUUAAUAUGGUUGAAGAAGUUGGACAUUUUAAUUUCGCUUUCGUAACUAAAAUAUUUGUGAUAAAAACAGCAUUAGUCUUUAAUUCGUUUUCACGAACACAGUUAUUUAUCAUCAAGCAUCUCAUGGCAUAUGUUGCUGAAGUUAAAGUAUGUACAAAUAUCAGUCUUCAUAAACAAUGAAUUUUAUCAAAUAAAUUGUAAUGUUAUAUAAUCAAGUAUUUAUUUGAUCAUUUGAAUAUUUCAUUCUUACUUGAUUUGGAUGAUUAGGAAGUCCAAAGUUGACAAUGAUCAACCGCUCAGUACUACUACUAAUCAAGGGACAAGUAGUAGUGGUGAUCAAAUAAAUCGUGUCAGUGAUGAUACAUCGAGUGAAAUAAGCACAGAUCAAUCGAGAGUCAAUAGCUUAGACCCAGCUCCGGAAGAUAGUAAUGAUGAAGAGACAUUGAUAGAUAAUACAAAUCAUCACAUACAGUUUAAUAAUUAUCAACAAAUGGAUAUAAGUUGUUCGGAGAGGCUUAGCCCCAGUUCAACAAUUGAUCGUCCAUCUGAUGAAAAAGAUUCUUAUCAAGAGAAUAGAGAAGCUCGUCGACUUGCUCGUAAAAUGCAGAAAAAAGCUGAGAAAAAAGCUUUAAAGAAGGCUGCUAAACGAGAAGCAAAACGGUUAGCAAAAGAGAAACGAGCUGAAAGACGUGCUCGACGAGAAGCUAAACGUGAAUUAAAACGUCUUCAUAAACUGGAAAAAUCUCGUUUAACGGAACAAGAAAAUUUAAAUUUUGAUGUUCAAGAAUCGAAUACGAGAAAUCCUGACGUUAACCUAGAGAGCUCUAGUAAUCAUGCAUGGGAUGACAAUCACUGGUCUCCUGCUUCUCAUUCUGAGCCUGUCCAAACUAAUGAAGAUUCUACCGACUCCAGUUCCAACAGACCCAUCCUGCCUACCUUGGACGAUAGAUGUGCCAGCCCGCUUCAAUUUAUGCAUCAACCUGAUGAUGAUAGUAUUUUUUCAACUCAUCAAAAUGAUAACUCUUCUUCUAAUGGAGAAUUUUUAACUAAAGAAAUAAAUUUCUCAAACACUACACCAUUAGAAUAUGAUAAACAUCAAUAUUCUACUGGAAUUAAACGUACAGGAAUAUUAUUUCAUUCGAAUGGAAGUGAUAAUGAAGGUUCUCAACUAUUAAAUGGUGAAUCAAUUAAAUUGGAUAAUAGUGAAAUUCCUCCAAAGAAAAAAGCUAAAACAGAAUUAAUUAAGCAUGAUGAUGAUGAUGAUGAUGAUGACGUUGACGACGAAGACACAAUAUGUCAUCCUGAAAUGAAAAUUAUGUCAUCGUCAAAAUCAAACAGUCAUCACUCUCAAACGAACAAUGAAAAAGAUGUCAAACAAUCAGCAACAGUAAUUGAAGCUACUGAUUCAUUAGUAGCUGAGGCGUUUGAUAAUUCAAAACCAACUAUUCCUGAACCUUUGCCGGAAGCUGUCACUAAACAUGGCGUCAUCACUACUAAUACUAGUAAUAAUAAUAAAAAACGAAACAAGUCUGAACAACAACGUUCUCGUUUACGUAAAAAGAGACCUAGGGCUAUAUUACUUGAUUCAGAUGAAGAUGAAAUGAAUUCUGAAAAGAAAGUAAUUAACCUACAUGAUUCCUCACCAUCAUCAUUAUCAUCUCCAUCACCUUUAUCAUUGUCGAAUGAUUCUGACAUAGAGAAUUCAAAGAGCAAAGAUCAAUUAUCUUCACAGUUAAAAGAGAAAAGUCGAAAUUCUUCACCAAAACCGUCAGCAAUAAACAAAUCCAAUCGAGUUAGAAAAUCGAGAAAUCAAAAAUCUAAUCAAAAAACUAAUAAUAAUAAUUUGAAAGUGAAAAGCAAACAAUCAGAAGUCAAAUCAACUACCGCAUCAAAUACAAGUGUACGGGAUGAAAAAAGAAUCUCCAACGAUUCAAGUGGUAUUCGUCAGGCUGCAGCAUCGAAUGAUCCUGUCACUCAGUUGAAUCAAUGCUGUCGUGACCUGAAAACCAGUCUAAUCAAAGGCCACGAGAAUUUCGCCGAAGCGGUGCAACUUUUGAAUAAAGUUCGUUCUAUCCCUGUUCGACUUCCUCAGUUAGCUGAAGCUUGGGAUCUUAUGGAUUGUAUUAAAAAGUGUCGACGGUAUAAACUGUCAAAUGAAGUUCGUGAAGCUGCUCAAACAACAUUUCAAUUUUUUCAAUCUUUACAGGCGAAUACUACCAAAGAAGAGCUCUCUCAAGCACAGGCACUUAUUGCAUCGCAUCAAAAUCGUAUUCAUUCAGUUCAAGAUUCUGUAAUGGAAAAUACUUCAAAAACUGAUUCACUGUCCAUUUCCGCUGAUGUUGAUAAUAAACAAACACUACAAAAUAAUACAAAUUCAAAUAAUAGUUCCGAAUCAACAUCGGAUAAUACCACCACCACUACUACCAAUACUACUACUACUAUUACAAUUGAACCUGAAAAUUUAACAGCUGAUUUAGAAGCAAAAGUCGAUGAUGUCCUAUCACGAAUACGUGCAACAGAAGAACGAAUGGCUGCUGCCGCUGUUUCAUCUACACGGUCUGACACACCAUAUAAAUCUAUAUCUAAUCAUGUAACCAAUUCCUCUGUAAGAUCUACAGGAGGUCGAAUAAUUAGAGCGUCGGCCGUCGCUGCCGCUACUGCUCAUAUGCAUGAUGAAGAAGAUGAAGAAUCGGUCAUGUCACGUGUCGAACAAGUAGCCGCUUACGAGGCAGGCGCAAUAAAUUAUCCGAAUCCAGCCAGUUUAGGAUCUCCACCCCCGCCUCCGCCGCCCCCGCCAUCAUCAUUAUCUUUUGGCUCUGUUGGUCCGUCUGCCCAACUUGAAGCAAAGGCAUCCCCUAGUGUUGACCAUCUAGAUCUUGAUUCACGUAUACAAUUGUUUAUGUCGGCAGCUAGUUCACAAAAAUCUGCUAAGUCAUCUAACUCAAAACCUGUAGUCACUGUAGGUAAAUCAGAAAUGACGCCUACAACACAAUCUCAUCACAUUCAGCCGAAUUUAACGAGUGUAACCUCAUCUACAUCGUCGGCCUCCACUUUGUCUUCUACAGUUACAUUGUCAUCGUCAUCCAGUCUAUUACCAGUUCUUUUAGCUAAGCGUAAAGUAAUAGCGGAUAAGUUAGCUGCAGUUAAAGCAUCUGGUUCUCCAAUCAAAUCAUGUCAUCCAGUCACUUCACCAUUACCAUCACCAACAUCCAUUAAUAAUGACUUCAAUAUUGUAGAAAAAGUAUCCUCAUCAGUUACUACUAAACCCGCUAGUACUACUGCUACUACUACUCAUACACCUCCAUUAUUGACCAAAAUGUUAAAUACAGCAAAAAUGCCUUCGAAAGAUGAAGAAUUGUAUGAUUUAUUAGAUAUUUGUUGAAAUCAAUUCUAACGUAAACACAUAUCAACAGUGAAACAUUACCAUGGAAACAUUUGGAAUAUGUCUUACAUGUUUUUUUAUAUUUAUGGAAAUCUUUGAUACUUUUUUUUCUCAUAUCAUUGGCAAAUCAAGUAAUCUCCUAUAGAGAUCAUAAGAAAAUGAAUUAUUGUUUGUUUUCUACAAAUAUUUAUACAAUACUACAACCAUAUUGGUCCAUAAAGACUACUUACACUACUGCUACUACUACUAUGUAGUUCAGAUUAUUCGUAUGGUCAAAUUAUACUCAACAAUUGAAAAGGUUCAUCAAAAGGAUUAAGAAUCAAUCAUGAUAGCAUAGAUAUUGUUUAUCAUAGUUUUAUGUUGUUUACAAUCUUGAAUUCUAGCAUUUAAUUAUGUAUACAUUACCAUUCAGUGGUUUUCAUAUCUUAUUCUCAAUGUUUAAAUGUUUGUAUUUUAUCAUUUUUUUAUUACAAUUUGUUUUAAUCUUUUAUAUCAUUUCCUGUUUAUUAUGCUGAUGUAAUCUGAUAACUUGAUGUAAUAUGUAUAGUUUCAACAAUCUCUCUCAGCUUGGUGAUGACAACUACUUUUCUGGUUAGCAUUUUUUCCAUCAAGUUAGUUUUCUAUAGGAUACGGUCGUUAACCCCAUACCCAACCCUCCUCUUUUUAGUGGGGCUUGGGACCGGUAGUAACGGUAGAAAAGCUACAAGCGGGGUUAUGAUUAUAACUAAUUAAAAGAGAAUGAUUGUACCAUUUCACCCCCUCUCUCUCUAGAUGUAUAUUCAUUUCAAAGAGAAAUUAUUGAAUAAUAAUGUAAUGAUUUUCUUUCUUUUUCACCUUAAAGUCUUUCAAAACUAUGAUCAUUAUUUGUAUAGAUAUCAAUAUGUUGAUAACAUCAUUAAUUGAUGGAAACAGUAAUUUGUUUGUUUGUUUUCUAUUUUUUUGUUUAUCUCUUUUUUAUUCGAAAGAAAUGAUAAUUCAUAAUUGUAGAAUUUAUUUAGUUAA